AUGGAGAGAGAGCUCCUCAAACAGUAUUGGCACCCUGGACUGACACUGAUCGCACAACAGGCAACGAUCGAAUGUCCUCACUGCCAACUGAUGAAGCGCCCUGAUCCCUCCCUUCCGAAUCUCCAACCGAUCCGACCUCCUCCUCUGCUGACACGAUGGGCAAUCGACCAUACCUUCUUUGAUGGGAUACCUAUCCUCGUCGCUAUCGAGUACGCCACGGGAUGGAUUGAAGCCGACGUCGUUACAUCUGCGGGAUUCGAGCACGCCAGACCUUCCAUGGAGAAGAUCUGCAACACAUUUGGCAGUCCAUCCGAAUGGAUUAGUGACAACGCUCAGGCAUGCACUGGCAAAGAAGCUAAACAAUGGCACAAGGAUCACGGCAGUGUGGUAAAGCCUACCACACCAGCUCGACCACGAGGAAACGGCAAGGUUGAGCAAGCGAACGGUAACAUCAAGAGCCAGAUGUAUUGUGAAGCCCUUGUCAAUCCAACUGAGAGGCCAGCUAUUCUGCUACAACGCGCUCUCAACACCCUGAGGAGGACCACUCGCCCUUCUGGAUACAGCACAUACUUCCUGAUGUUUGGUACGCAACCUCCUAGCCAUCUGGCAGCACACGAAGUUGUGGAAUACACCAGUGAGUUCACAGAAGAAGAGGAACAGCAGGCAGAGCGUUUUCUAGCCCAGAACCACAGAGCGCCGCUCGCCAGGAGCAACGCCAAUAGCCUGAAAGCCUCUCGAGCCCAGAUACGAGCAUAUCUGCAAGAGAAAAAGGGUCUGAUCCGUGUUUUUGCACCAGGGGACUGGGUCCUCCGCGUUCGCCAACGUGCCGCCAAACACGAACCCUUUUACGAUGGUUCCUGGGCUAUUGUGAGCUGCCACGCCGGCAACACGUAUCACAUACGAAGUCCAGGAGGUAUACCAUUACAGAACAAAUACAAUGGGACUAACCUCUUUCCUGCCUACGUGUACGACAGUCACCCUGUUCGCUCCUUAUGGUACGCGAGAAAAACGAUGCUGCAGAACGAUCGUAAACAGCUAGAGAAGAUACUGUUAUCUGAUGAAGAUGCUCGUGUGUUUAUGGCACAUGAAAACACCAGAAACGAUCACUAG
Molecule: messenger RNA, 1110 nt
Organism: Anthostomella pinea
Lineage: Eukaryota; Fungi; Ascomycota; Sordariomycetes; Xylariales; Xylariaceae
Source: the annotation of a GenBank genome assembly